AUGAGCUCCACGAUACAAUUGCAAGAGAGUGAAACACACGAAAAUAUUUAUCCAUCAUCAUCAGAUGAUGAUAAACAACACAUACUUCAAUCACGUUCAUUAUCAUUAUCAUCGUCUUCUUCUGAACAUCAUGAUCCUAUCAAAGAAAUAUUAUCAAAUCGUCGAAAUAUUAUUUUUGAUAAAGCACUUGGUCAAAUGUUAACACGACAUUUUUAUUUGAUUCAACAUGAAUUUUCAUUCUCAGAUCAGUUUGAAGGUUGGAUUUAUACAUAUAAUCGUCAUCGAUAUAAAAUCAUAAUUAGUUAUCGUUCAUCAUGUUCAUGUAAAAAAUUCCAACAAAAUAAUGUUUGUAAACACUUUCUCUUUGUACUCAAACGUAUUUUUAAUGUUGAUCUUAAUUCAUUUGAUCUUCGUCUUUCAAUUAUGGAAUAUCGUCGAUUUACUAAUAUUGAUUUAGAAUAUAUUUUUCAAGGACAAAGUCGACGACUUUGUCCGAUUGUUCCACCAUUAUCACAAUUAAAUAAAAAAAAACAACUACCUUUAACGUUUAAACGUCAGUCAAUUGAUUAUAAUGAUGUUUGUCCAAUCUGUUUUGAAUGCUUACUUAUGAAAGAUAGAAGAUUAGUAACAUGUUUUUAUUCAUGUGGUAAAUCAAUGCAUGAAAAUUGUAUGAAUGAAUGGAAACAUGUUAAAGGAAAAUCAACAAAUUGUCCACUUUGUCAAGCUCAUUGGAUAAAUGCAUCAACAGCGGGAAAAGCUGUAAUCGAUUAUUAUACAUGUCGUUCUUAUCCAAUUGAGAAACAUGAAAAAUAUAUUUUUUGUUGCUUAUACACUCCACCUGAUUGUUUCUAG
This is a messenger RNA of Rotaria sp. Silwood2, 852 nucleotides long. Lineage: Eukaryota; Metazoa; Rotifera; Eurotatoria; Philodinida; Philodinidae. The record is from the annotation of a GenBank genome assembly.